CUCCUAUCCGGUCACGUCACUGCCUGCAGCGCGGGAGACGAAUUCAACAAAAGUUGUACUUGAAGAAUUGCCGCCAAGCUUCUAGUCGAAACUGUGAAGUGGGGUAACAUGCCUUGUGAACGGAAGCCUAUGCGAUACGGUCAUUCCGAAGGACAGACGGAUGUCUGCUUCGACGGGAAAGGAAAGUGCAUCCUCACCUGCGGAAGUGAUGGCGACGUGCGCAUCUGGGAGAGUCUGGAUGAUGACGACCCCAAAUCGAUAAACGUUGGAGAGAAGGCCUUCUCUCUCACACUCAAGAAUGGGAAGUUGGUGACGGCGGUGUCCAAUAACACGGUGCAGAUCCACACGUUUCCCGACGGGGACCCGGACGGCAUCCUGACGCGCUUCACCACCAACGCCAACCACGUCACCUUCAAUCGCUUGGGCACUCGCGUGGCAGCAGGCUCCAGUGACUUCCUGGUGAAGGUGGUGGAGGUAGCCGACAGCAGUCAGCAGAAGACUCUGAGGGGCCAUGAUGCUCCUGUCCUCAGCGUCGACUUCGACCCCAAAGACGAGUUCCUGGCUUCCUCCAGCUGUGAUGGUUCUGUGGCCGUGUGGAACAUUGAUGAACAGGCCAAAGUGACCAGCUGGAGUGUCCUCCAGAAGUCCAGCGACGUCACCAACGCCAAGUCUCUCUGCAGGUUGUCUUGGCAACCACAGUCUGGAAAGCUCCUAGCGGUUCCCGUGGAGACCAGUGUGCAUCUUUACGAGCGGAACUCCUGGAGCCUCGUCAGCACCCUCUCUGAUGACUUCAUCACACAGGCCAUAAAUGUGGUGGUGUGGUCCCCCUGUGGCCGCUUCUUGGCUGCUGGGACCAUUGGAGGCUACUUGACCCUGUGGGACGUGAGCACCAAGAUGUGCUUAGAGAGGCAGAAACAUGAGAAGGGCUACACGGUGUGUGGCAUGGCUUGGCAUCCCUCCGGGGAGCAGAUUGCUUACACGGACACCGAGGGCUGUCUCGGCCUGCUGGAUGGACUGCCCGCCGCCGCCACCGCCACCACGACUACACAGCAGCCGAGCAAGAGCACCGCCAAGGUGAAGGAGACUAAGGAGUAUGAUGAUCUGUUUGAUGAGGAUGACGAUCGUUUCCUGGAUGACGAAGCGAGUGAGUCCCCGGUGAAGAAGAGGAGCGCUGUGGUGCAGGAUGAUGAUGAUGAUGAUGACGAUGACAUGAUGCCUGCCACCGGGCGACCUCGCCAUCGCAGCAGCUUCCUGGACGAUGACGACAACUCACAAGGCUCUGUGGCCCUGGAUCGGUUGAAGAUGACUAUGGCGGAUGGUGACGGCGAUGAUGCAAGCAGUGCCAUCGUGCCCCUUGUGCCAUCUGCGGUGGCCGCGGCAGCAACCAGACCCGUAUACGACGGGCCCAUGCCCACCCCCCCACAGAGGCCGUUCCAGUCUGGAUCAACGCCAGCGCACCUCAUGCACAGAUUUAUGGUAUGGAACUCGGUGGGUAUCGUGCGCGGCUACAACGACGAGCAGGACAACGCGAUCGACGUGGAGUUCCACGACACAGCCGUGCACCACGCCAUGCACCUGACCAACUCGCUAGGCCACACCCUGGCAGACCUAUCCCAGGAGGCUGUGCUGCUCGCAUGCCCCAGCACCGACGAGCUGGCCAGUAAGCUUCACUGCCUCCACUUCUCGUCGUGGGACACCAAUAAGGAGUGGAUGUUGGACCUGCCUAAGGGGGAGGAUGCGUUGGCGGUGUGCCUGGGGCUGGGCUGGGGGGCCGUGGCCACCAAUGCGCUCCUGGUGCGCCUCCUCUCCGUUGGGGGGCUCCAGAAGGAGGUGUUCAGCCUGCCGGGACCCGUCGUCAGCAUGGCCGGACACGGGGAACAACUCCUCAUCGCCUUCCACAGAGGUACGGGUUUUGAUGGUGACCAGUGUCUUGGGGUGCAGCUGCUGCAGCUCGGCCGUCGCCGGCGGCAGGUGAUCCAGGCGGAGCCCCUCCCACUCUCACGCAAAUCUCACCUGGUCUGGCUGGGAUUCACCGCAGAGGGAACCCCGUGCUGCAUAGACUCGGAGGGAGUGGUGCGCCUGCUGAAUCGCUCCCUUGGCAACACCUGGACUCCCAUCUGCAACACGCGGGAACACUGCAAGGGGAAAUCAGACCACCAGUGGGUGGUGGGCAUACACGAAAACCCACAGCAGCUCAGGUGUAUUCCAUGUAAGGGUUCUCGUUUCCCUCCUACUCUGCCGCGUCCUGCUGUGGGGAUCUUGCCCUUCAACGUGCCCCUGUGUCAGGUGGCCACAGAGAAGGGACAGAUGGAGGAACAGUACUGGCGUUCGGUUCUCUUCCAGAACCAUUACGGGUUCCUUUCGUCCAGUGGAUAUGAGAUCGAUGAGGAGGGACAGAACCAGGCCCAGAAAGAACAGCAGGAACUACUCAUGAAGAUGUUCGCACUAUCGUGUAAGCUGGAGCGUGAGUUCCGCUGUGUGGAGCUUGCGGAGCUGAUGACUCAGAGUGUGGUGACUCUGGCCAUCCGCUACGCCUCGCGCUCACGACGCAUGGGAUUGGCCCAACGCCUUGGACAGCUGGCCCUGGAGAAGGCCAAUCAGGAGCAAGCCCUGCAGGAGGAGGAGGAGCCAGAGGAGGAGCCAACAUACACACACAGGUACAGGCAGAGCAACGGGCGGACGAGCAGACGAGAGGAAGAAGAGGAGGAGGAAGAAGAAGAGGAGGAGGAGGAGACGCAGGUGGAGGAACAGAUGGAGACAGAGGAGGCGGAGAGCAGGAAGCCACGUCUGAACCCGUUUAAGAAGGCUGCGGCAUCCCCAGAGAAGGCUUCUCCUAAACCUGCCUCAAUAGCAAACAAGGAGGCCAGAGUGAAUCCUUUCAAGAUGUCCGGUCCGGCCAAACCCUCUGCAUCUCCGGCGGGUCGAGCAGGAAGUGUUCUGGACACCAUGACGACAGCCAAUCGCAAGCCAGCAGCGUCCACUACCCCCGGCUCCAAGCAGAGCAAGUCCCCUGUGCUCAAACCCCUCGUGCCCCGGCCGAAGGCGAAGACUCAGACUCUUCUGCAGAUGAGCUCAAAGGCGGGAAGCAAGAAGCAACAGCCGCAGCAAGAGAAGGAGAGAGAGAGGGAGAAAGAGACGGAGGAGAAGAAGGAGAAGGAGGCAGCCACAGAGAGGCUCAAGCAGCCAGAAGAGGCCAAAUCAGCUGGAGACCAGGAGAACCGCCGGCCGAAGACUGGUUUCCAGUUGUGGUUGGAAGAGAACCGUAAGAGCAUCCUGGCAGACAAGCCGGACCUGGAGGAGACGGACAUCAUCAAGGAGGCCAUGGGCCGAUUCAGGACACUAUCCGCAGAGGACCGACUGUCCUGGACGGAGAGAGCGAAAGGGGAGGUGGGUGAUGUGAAGAAGAGGAAGAGGGAGGAGGAGGAGGAGUGCAAGGAGGGGGGAGGGGAAGAUCGGCAGCAGGAGGAGGCCUCUGCCAAAAAGAAGAAGCCCCUGGACACCUCCGCCAAGCUCUCCGCAUUCGCAUUCAACAAAUAACUACAACAGUGCAACACAUACGUGACUUACUAUUGCCCCCAGAGGGCUAUACUAAGAAGCUGGUUCAGGAGUAAACCGGGAUAAGUUAAGAGAUAACUCAUCUAAUAGAAGAGCCUUAGUAUAGGCCCCUGGUGCUUGAUUUUUCACCACGAUAACCUUUAUUCAGGUGUCAUUUUAUACUUAUUGGGCUCUGGUUUUUGGUUUUGGCCACGUCUGAAUUGGUUAUCAAAAGGUUGUUUUAUACAAAGUGUAUCUUCUAGAGUGGUGAAGGAAGUGCAUUGUUAAGUUCCUGCUUUGAGGAGUUUUGAGGUUAAUUGACUGACUGACUGGGGAAGUAACCAGUUGUAGUUGUGCCAGGAAACUCAAAGAAGCAUUUACAUCCACAGAUAUUUUAUAUGCCUUAUGAAGUUGAUGUAAGGUUUUUGUAUGUUUAUAAUGCUGUGUAUGUUUUGUAUUUUUUGUAAUGUUUACCAUCUUGUCAGAAAAUAAACAACUAUUAAAUGUAAGAAAAACCCCA
Messenger RNA from Engraulis encrasicolus (European anchovy), 4054 nucleotides. RefSeq names its product WD repeat and HMG-box DNA binding protein 1 (gene wdhd1). Gene Ontology annotation, biological process: DNA-templated DNA replication; mitotic cell cycle; DNA repair. The record is from RefSeq and is a predicted model, not a curated record. Gene Ontology annotation, cellular component: nuclear replication fork. NCBI's taxonomy places the organism in Eukaryota, Metazoa, Chordata, Actinopteri, Clupeiformes, Engraulidae. The transcript has 26 exons. Gene Ontology annotation, molecular function: protein binding; chromatin binding. The coding region runs from base 109 to 3537 and encodes 1142 amino acids.